AUGUUAAACACGUCAACCUCCAGGUCUAGGCAUGCCAUCCGAGCAGUCGUUGCAGCUCUGGCCAUAGCCGGAAUAAUUGUUCCGGUCGAGGGAGCCACUUUGACGCCCAGAGACGCGCGAGACUGUCUUGUUGAAGCGGUCGACGGUCAAACUUCGCAGUUCCAGGAAACCGUCGUCCGCCCAUACAACCUCAACCUUCCGUACGAGCCCUUCGCGGUUACGUACCCAAAAUCUACGAACCAGACCGCAGCUAUAGUCCAGUGCGCUGCUUCAUCCGGCCGCAAAGUUCAAGCCAGGAGUGGUGGCCACGAUUACACAAACAAAGCCCUCGGCGGCGCCAAUGGAGCCAUCGUGGUCGACGUGAUGUAUCUCUCGAAUGUCCAGCUGCAUGCCGCCAAUGGGAGAUACAUGCCCCACGGAUCUUCUCCUACAGUCGGCAUCGGGGGACACGCUACAGUCGGUGGCCUUGGGCUGCACUCUCGCCUCGAAGCGAACAUCCAGACCUUUUCUGGGCCAUCCGCGGAGCCGGCGCCAGCUUCGGGAUCCGUCACCCGGUUCACAUUCCAAACCAACCCGGAACCCAAAGAAGUUCUCAACUUCGGCUUCACCGUGGAGUCCACAGAUCCGGCGUCUCUGUCCGCAUCAUUUAAAGCCUAUCAUCAAAUCACCAAUGACAUCAAUCUCGACCGUCGAUUCUCUGCCGCUGUGGUCAUUAAUCUAGAGGCGCGCAUCCCCGGUAUCACCAAGCGUACGGUCGUGGCGGGACUGAAUUGGAUGGAGCACAUGAAUCGCACUUUCGACAGCAUUUCCUCCAUACUUCCUGCCCAGUCCUACUUUGCCGCGCUGGGUACAUGCAUUACCCGCUCGACCCUCCCCAGCAAUACGAGCAUCGACAAUAUGUUCCAGCACAUCCUGACCGCUGAUGCCGGGUCUAAUCGGUGGUUUGUCCUGAUCGACCUGUACGGGGGCGCGGUCGGCGACGUUGCCUUUGAUGCAACCUCUCUGCCCCAUCGCGAAAUGUCAUACUUCUUCACUCCAUACGCAAUCACCGAGUCAACCACCAACCAGACAACGCGCGCGUUCAUCGAAAAAGCGGUGCUCGAGAUGCAGGGCAACGAGCCUGGAAAGUACCUGUCGUACGCCGGCUACACCAGCUUACCAAACGGCUUUGUGCCACAGGAGAAGUACUGGGGCCCGAAUCUCGCGCGGUUGCAGCAGAUCAAGGCUUCUGUUGACCCGAAUGAUGUAUUCUCAACGCCGUAUGGCGUCAAAGCCGGCCAACUGCGCUUGAUAUGA
Molecule: messenger RNA, 1296 nt
Organism: Diaporthe citri
Lineage: Eukaryota; Fungi; Ascomycota; Sordariomycetes; Diaporthales; Diaporthaceae
Exons: 6
Coding region: 1-1296 (431 amino acids)
Molecular function (GO): oxidoreductase activity; flavin adenine dinucleotide binding
Source: RefSeq, a predicted model, not a curated record